Molecule: messenger RNA, 1572 nt
Organism: Hansenula anomala
Lineage: Eukaryota; Fungi; Ascomycota; Saccharomycetes; Phaffomycetales; Wickerhamomycetaceae
Exons: 1
Coding region: 1-1572 (523 amino acids)
Biological process (GO): transmembrane transport
Molecular function (GO): transmembrane transporter activity
Source: RefSeq, a predicted model, not a curated record
AUGAGUUCCGCAAAAGCUGAAAAGACUUCAAAAUCUCUAUCAGAUGAAGAAAGCUUAACAUCUGGUAGAUUCUCAAGCUUCUUUAUAAAGAAAGGUGAUUUAUCAAAUUUUGAUACAGCAGAUGAUGCAUUCCGUUCCAAGAUCAAUCUUAUAAACGAUGCCCUUGAUGAAAUCGGAUUCACUUGGUAUCAUUUCAAAUUAUUUUGCUUAAACGGAAUGGGUUAUGCUGUUGAUUCUGAUUUAACUUUUUUACAAAGCUCAGUUGCACAAUAUGUUCGUUAUCAAUAUAGACAAGGGUUCCCUGCUGAUUCGAAUGCUUUCUUUGCAGGUUUAUUCUUUGGUGCUUUAUUUUGGGGAUUUGGAGCAGAUCUAAUUGGAAGAAAAGUUGCAUUCAAUUCAUCGUUAUUCAUGAGUUCAAUAUUUGCUAUAUUAACAGGUUGUAUGGGGAAUUUUGGUACUUAUUGUUUAUUUGUUGCAUUGACCGCUGCUGGUGCUGGUGGUAAUCUAGUUAUGGAUACAACUAUAUUUCUAGAGUUUUUACCUCAUAAGAAUCAAUGGCUUGUUACUUUAAUGGCUGCCUGGUGGUCUAUUGGUCAAACAGUCGCUGUUUUAACUGCGUGGUUAUUCUUUAGCCAAGAUAAGUUUAUCUGUCACAGCGAGGAUGAUUGUUCUGAUGCUAGUAAUAGAGGGUGGAGAUAUGUUUGGUUUGUUAACGGUGGAUUGGUUCUAAUUAUUGCAAUACUGAGAUUAACAAUUAUUGAGCUUCAAGAGACUCCAAAAUUCCUGGUGGCUAAUAAUCGUGAUAGGGAAGCUAUCGAGACACUACAAACAAUUGCAAAUAAAUACAAUAGGACUUGUUCAUUAACAUUAAAAGAGUUGGAAGCAUUUGGACCAAUAACUUCAAAUGAAGAUUAUUUACAAGAGAGUUCAUUUAAAACUACCUUUAGACUCAUUUGGAAACAUAUAAAGACUUUGUUCAGUAAUAGAGUUCUUGCAUUGUCUUCAACAUUGAUCUUUUUAUCUUGGACUUUGCUGGGAAUUGCGUAUCCAUUAUACACAAAUUUUUUACCAAUUUAUUUAGCUACAAGAGGUCCCAAUAUUUCACCUCAGACAGUUAGUGGUGUUUAUAGAGAUGCUGUGAUUUCUAAUGCUUCGUCAAUGGGUGGAGGAUUGAUUGGUGGGUUUUUGUUGUACUAUUGUCCAGUAUUGGGUAGAAGAGGCGUGAUGGUGAUAGGUGGCCUUUCAAGUAUGGCUUUGUUCUUUGGAUACACUCAAAUAAAGACAAGGCAGCAAAAUGUUGGGUUAUCAAGUGCAGUUUAUGUGGCUAUUUACAUUUAUUUUUCAUGCCUUUAUGCUUAUACACCAGAAAUUAUGCCAUCAAAUGCUAGAGCGACUGGUAAUGCUCUAGCAAUCUCUUGUAUGAGAGGUAUGUCCUGCAUUGUACCUGUUAUUGCUUAUUUCGCUGAUACUGGUACUUCAGUUCCUAUUUGGAUUUCUGGUGCCUGUAUUGGAAUCAUUGGUAUUUGUUCAAUAUUCUUACCUUUUGAACCAUCGAAGCAACGGAUUGGUUAG